Molecule: messenger RNA, 6342 nt
Organism: Carassius auratus (goldfish)
Lineage: Eukaryota; Metazoa; Chordata; Actinopteri; Cypriniformes; Cyprinidae
Product: immunoglobulin-like and fibronectin type III domain-containing protein 1
Exons: 24
Coding region: 359-5845 (1828 amino acids)
Biological process (GO): sarcomere organization
Cellular component (GO): M band
Molecular function (GO): protein binding
Source: RefSeq, a predicted model, not a curated record
UAUAUAUUUUGGGGUAAUAACAGUGUAAAUGUAAGGCAUAUGCCAAUACAAGAGACUGACUUUCAAAAAUAAACCUACUUUAAGAAAUAUUUACCAGAGUGAACACUGUGAAAACUAGCCCUGGUUUAUUCCUCCAUUUAUAAAUUUAGCAUGAGUUUGAAUCUGCAAAACAUGCAUCUGCAUAUUUAAAGCAAAUCAAGAAGGAAAUUGUCAUUUGUCCAAAUAUCAUUAUGUCUUAGAUAUUAUCUCUUUUUCAUUCAAGGAAGAUUUUGCAGAUGAUUAUUCAGCAUAUGUUACACUACUGUUCACCUGCUGUGUAGUUGUUUUUUCCCCCUGAUAUUCUGACAGUGUACCAUGAAUGUGGAUUCUCUCAGGCAUCAAAAGGAGAUCUAAGGUUCCCGGUGUUAUGAUUACACAGUACAUUGAGGAACUUCCUGAGGGGAUGACAACUCCAGACUUCACACGUAAACCCAUCGCUUUAACCAUUCAAGAAGGAAAACUAGCCAUUUUUAAAGCCAAAGUGAUUGGAAACCCAGCUCCCACUGUAACCUGGUAUAGAGCAAAAGGAGAAAUGAAUGAUCCCCAAAAGUUUCAGAUCAAAUAUGACCCCACAACUAAUGAACACACUUUGGAGAUACCUAAAGUCAGUGGUGAUGAAGUCGACACUUACAAAUGCUAUGCCUUCAAUGAAUAUGGGAAAGCUGUUUGCACCGUUGUCCUAAAUGUCAUUGAAGUUGGAUUCAAAAAGGAAAAAGAAAUGCAAAAGGCUGAAGGAACUACAGCAGGUGACCCAACAGAGUUUAGAAAGAGACUCAGGAAAAGUGCUGGUAAAAAAGCUGAGGAGAAAAAGGAAGGUGACAUUGACGACUCUGUAUGGGAGUUGCUGCUGAGUGUAGAGAAGAAAGAAUAUGAACGCAUUUGCAUCGAGUAUGGCAUCACUGAUUACCGUGGCAUGCUGAAGAAACUGGUUGAGAUGGAGAAGGAAAGAGAAGAGGAGCAGGCACAGUUCAUCCACCAUCUCCGUAAUCUCAAGCACAUUGAGGUGAAAUCUGAGGAUGCUGCAACCUUUGAACUGGAAAUGGACCUCAAAGACCCUAACAGUCGCAUUUUUCUGUAUAAGGACGGUGUCAUGAUUCCAUACAGCAAAGACGUUGAAGGCGAAAUGAAGCACUGUCUAAAACAAGUUGGCAAGAAGUAUAUCUUUACUGUUAAAAAUCUCAAUCCAGAAGAUGCCGGAAUCUAUCAAGUGGAUGUUGAGGGUGUCAAUAUCUUUUCAACUGAUUUCAAGGUUCCCCCCGUGGAUUUUGCCCUGAAGAUUAAGGAGGUGACGGCCCAAGAGAGAGAGGAUGCCAUCUUUGAGUGUGUUUUAACUCAGCCCAUUAGUAAGAUGGUUUGGACCCUAAAAAAUACACCUCUCUUUAACAAUGAGAAAUACGAUAUUACGUGUUCAGAAGAUAAACUGAUCCACAGUCUGAGAAUUAUUGAUUGUAUGCCUUUGGAUGCUGGAAUCUAUGCUGCUAUAGCCGGCAUUAGAUCUUGCAGUGCUUGGCUGAUUGUAGAAGCUGACAAAGAUCCUGCAACAAAGGGGAAGAAGAAAACCCGUAAAACCACUCAGGCAGGUGGUUGUGGUGAAGACUUGCUGAAGGUUGCUGCUGAGCAGGCAGAGAGGAACAAAAAGGAAAUAGCAGAAGCUUUGGGGGCAGCUAAGAAAUUCCAGGCUGAAAGAGAGGCAGCAGAAGCUGAAGCUAAAGCUAGAUCUGCAGCUGAAUCCGAAGCAGCAAAAGUGGCAGCACAGGUGGCAACAGCUGCUGCGGUCGCAGCUGCUGCUAAAGCUGCACAGGAUGCUUUUGCCGCAGCAAAAGCCAAAGGUAGAUCUGAGGGUGAAGCUAAAGCCGCAGCAGAAGCAGCUGCACAAGUCGCAGCAGCUAAAGCUAAAGCUAGUGCUGAGGAGGAGGCCAGGAAGCAGGCUGAAUUCAAGGCCUUAAGUGAAGGUCUGUGUGCUGAGCAAGCAGCUGCGGCAGGGGCAGCAGCAGCUGCUGCAAUGAAUGCACAGGCAGCUGCUGUGGCAGCAAGUCUUGGGAAGGCUGGAGCUGCAGGUGGAGUUGGGGGUGGUGCUGCAGAGGCGGUAGGAUCAGUAUGGGCUGCAGGAGCUACAGGUACUGGAGAAGCUGGAGGAGCCACAGGAGCUGGAGCAGCCGGAGGAGCCACAGGAGCUGGUGGAGCCACAGGAGCUGGAGGAGCCAGAGAAGCCACAGGAGCUGGUGGAGCCAAAGGAGCAGGAGGAGCUGGAGGAGCAGCAGGAGCUGGUGGAGCCAUAGGAGCUGGAGGAGCCAGAGAAGCCAAAGGAGCCGGAGGAGCUAGUGGAGCCGCAGGAGCUGGAGGAGCCAGAGGAGCCACAGGAGUUGGAGGAGCUGGUGGAGCUGGAGGAGCUGGUGGAGCCAGAGGAGCCACAGGAGCUGAUGGAGCCGCAGGAGCUGGAGGAGCUGGUGGAGCCGGAGGAGCUGGAGGAGCCAGAGGAGCCACAGGAGCUGGAGGAGCUGGUGGAGCCGCAGGAGCUGGAGGAGCUGGUGGAGCCAGAGGAGCUGGUGGAGCCACAGGAGCUGGUGGAGCCACAGGAGCUGGUGGAGCCGCAGGAGCUGGUGGAGCCACAGGAGCUGGUGGAGCCACAGGAGCUGGAGGAGCCAGAGGUGCAGCAGGAGCUGGUGGACCCACAAAAGCUGGAGGAGCCAGAGGAGCCGCAGGAGCUGGUGGAGCUGGAGGUGCCAGAGUAGCUAGAGGGACUGAUGGAGCCGGAUGUGCCGGAGGAGCUGGAGGGGCUGAUGGAACUGGAGGAACCAGUGGAGCUGGUGGAGCUGGAGGAGCUGUUGGGGCUGGAGGAGCUGGAGCUUCUGGUGGGGCCGGAGGAGCUGGUGGUUCUGGAGGAAGCGGUGACGAGGAAGGAGAUGGAGGAGACAAGAAGCGUCAAAGAGCAGGACCUCUUGUACCAGAGACUGUCUUAGGAAACUCAAACAUGCACAGCACAGUUCCAGAUGUGAGCAUGGAGCGGUGUAAGCAAGAAGGGGAAGCCGAGGGCUGUACUCGUGUAAGACAAGCCCCACUGAUGCCAGACACAGUGACUGGUGGUGGUACCCCAUCAGACAAAGAAAAAACAUCAGGGUAUGGCAAGCCAUCAGGUUCCGGUAAUCCAUCAGGUUCAGGAAACCCGUCAGGUUCUGAAAAUCCUUCAGGUUCUGGGAACCCAUCUGGAUCUGGUAACACGUCAGGUUCUGGCAGCGCUUCAGGUUCGGGGGACCCACCAGGCCCCGGAAAGCCACCAGGUCCUGGAGGGUCAUCAGAGGGCAGCACUGAAGCUACAGAGGAAGAAAAAGAAGCUGAAGAUGAAAAGGAUGCGUCAGCUAAAGCUGGCAAGCAUUCAGGCUGUAAAAAACAAGGCCCACAGGUUCUGGAGACAGCUGCUGAUCCUGGUGUUCACUUUUCUGCUGGGCUGGAAGACUGCAAAGCUAUUGUGGGAGAAGCAGCUGAACUGGUUUGCAAACUUAGCAGUGCUGACUGUAAUGGCACCUGGUCCAAAGAUGGCAAUGCGAUUACUGCCUCCACUGAAGGUAUAACUAUCAGUAAAGAGGGAGCUAUUCACAAACUGAAAAUUGCCAAAGUAACAGAUGAAUUUGCUGGGAAAUAUCGAUUUGAGGCUGAUGGACGUAAAACCGAAUGUGUGAUUGCUGUUGAAGAUCCACCAAGAUUCAGUGACAAGGAAAUUGAGUCAUUUACAAAACCAAUUGUGACCAAACGCAAUCAGAAAGCCUCCUUCAAAAUUCCAUUUAUUGGCCGUGAGCCAUUCAAAGUCCAGUGGUACAAAGAUGGUGAAGAGCUCACACCAGACUCUCACUGCAAGAUUGAGAUUUCAGAGGGUGAAAGCCGUCUGCUUCUCACCAAACUACAGCGCAAAGACACCGGGGAAAUAAAAAUCAAAGUCAAAAAUGAGUUUGGCACAGCUGAAGCUAUUUCUAAUCUAAUUGUACUUGAUAAACCAACCCCCCCACUUGGACCACUGGAGAUCAUUGAGGCAUCAGCCAACUGCAUUGAGAUCAAGUGGAGACCACCAAAAGACAGUGGUGGUUGCCCUAUUAAACAUUACAUACUUGAGCGUAACCAAAUCGGACGCAACACAUGGAAAAAGAUAGGCCAGAUCCCAGGUGAAGCUCACUACAGAGACAGCGAUGUUGACCAUGGCAGGAGAUACUGUUAUCGUAUUAGAGCCGAGACUGAUGAGGGCAUCAGUGAACUGAUGGAGACUGAGGAUGUGCAGGCUGGCACUAAAGCAUAUCCUGGUCAGCCAUCUGCUCCUAAAGUAGCCAGUGCCUUCAAAGACUGCAUUAACCUGACAUGGAGUCCUCCGACCAACACUGGAGGAACCAGUAUUUUAGGUUAUAACUUAGAGAAACGCAAGAAGGGCAGCAACUUGUGGGGCCAAGUCAAUCCAACAGAUCAACCAAUCCAAGCAAAGAAAUAUGCUGUAAAAGAUGUAGUUGAAGGAAUGGAGUAUGAGUUCCGUGUGUCAGCCAUCAACGUAUCCGGAGCUGGUGAAUCAAGUAAUCCCUCAGAAUUUGCGUUUGCAAGAGAUCCCAAAAAACCCCCUGGUAAAGUCAUUGACCUUAAAGUGACCGACUCAACCUACACUACCUUAUCCUUGUCUUGGACCAAACCAAAAGAAGUGCCUUGUGUUCAGGAUGAGGCUAAGGGAUACUUUGUGGAUGUCAGGCCUGCUGAAAACACAGAAUGGGAUCGAUGCAACACAAAUGCCAUCAUCAUGACCUCUUACACCGUAAAGGGACUGAAAUCAAUGGCCAUGUAUUGGGUUAGAGUGAUCGCCAUCAAUGAAGGUGGAGAGGGUGAGCCACAGGAGCUGAACAACUAUAUCUUGGCUAUGCCUCCUCCAGUGAGACCGAGAUUCACAGAUUCUAAGAUUAAGAGCUUCAUGGUGGUCAGAGCUGGAAAUUCUGCACGAUUCAACAUCAACUUUGAGGCUUCUCCAAGGCCUGAUGUCAUCUGGCUUAAAGAUGAUAUCCCUGUGUCCAAACGUGUCACUAUUAGCAAUGCUGAUGGAGGUUCUCAGAUCCUGAUCCCAUCUGCAGAUCGCUCCGAUACAGGAAUCUAUACCAUCAUUGUCAAGAAUGUUGUGGGACAAGAGACCUUCAGUAUUGAGAUUAGAGUUACAGACGAGCCAAAGCCCCCAGGCCCAAUAGUGUUGGAUGAGAAUGUUCCGGGCACGGUGACAGUUUCCUGGGAACCAUCCCCAGACGAGAAACGUGAUGAUCGCUUGCAUUACGUGGUGACCAAGAGAGACUCGAGCAAGAGGUCCUGGCACACUGUAGCAGACCGUAUCUUUAACAACCGUUUCACAGCCUGUAACAUCAUGCCAGGGAGAGAAUACCAGUUCCGUGUGUGCUCCAAAAAUGACAUUGGCCUGUCUGCCCCUUCGGAGUCACCAAAAUGGCUAAUCACAUGCAAGAAAGAAAAAUUCACACUGAACAUCCCAGAGUCCAAGACCUGCAACUUGGAGAGUACUCCAAGGUUUAUGGUUCCCCUAAAAAUCCACACAGCCCCACAAGGCUACGAGUGCUACAUGAGCUGUGCCGUGAGGGGCAACCCCACACCCCACGUCAUAUGGUACCACAACAACGUCAGCCUUAACACUGACACCAACUACCUCAUCACUAACACCUGUGGAGUGUGCUCCAUGCUCAUUCUCAGGGUUGGAGCCAAAGACAUGGGAGAGUAUAAAGUCAUAGCUGAGAGCUCACUGGGAAGAGCAGAAUGCAGCACCAAUCUCACAGUGAGAGAAUAAAACCUUGACGUGGGGAGGAUGUCAAAAAUGCAGCUUGCAAAUCAUUGUGGAAAUGUCUCUCUCUCUCUCUUUUUUUUAUUACUUUAGGCCCUUUGUAGAACUAAAGCAUUGAGUAUUUUUGCAGAAAGAUGACUCAUGGAAAUGCUACACAUUGUAUGACCUUAUAAAACUUUGUAUUGUCUUAAUGUGUUUAAUAGAACAAAAAUCUAAAAAAAAAAAAAAGAAAAGAAAACACUCUGUGUUGUGCUGCAUGGGUUGCAGAUGUAUUGUACUUGUACACAAUUUAAUUCAUUAAUUUAUUUAUUCUUGGCUUUUGUGUACGUACCCUGCUCUUUCACUAAUUCAAUUACACACAAAAAAGUGCAUACUACUGAUUUCUCGCAUCCAUUUUUCAUUUGAUUUUUGUCUUGAAAUGCUAACAUAUAAAAUAAGCUUUUGCUUCUUCAGAUAUCCUUUAUAAACAAAAAUUGUUUAGUGUAAAUAAAAUAUUGAGGUUC